This is a messenger RNA of Endocarpon pusillum Z07020, 1770 nucleotides long. RefSeq lists its product as uncharacterized. Gene Ontology annotation, biological process: mRNA splicing, via spliceosome. NCBI's taxonomy places the organism in Eukaryota, Fungi, Ascomycota, Eurotiomycetes, Verrucariales, Verrucariaceae. Gene Ontology annotation, cellular component: U4/U6 x U5 tri-snRNP complex. The coding region runs from base 1 to 1770 and encodes 589 amino acids. The record is from RefSeq and is a predicted model, not a curated record. The transcript has a single exon.
AUGGCAGACACUACGAACAGCUUGCUAAAAAGACCCCAUCCCGAAGACGGAGACCUCAACUCCCAAAAGAAAUUGCGCUCCAACGAUGGCUCACCGCACCCAGUCACCAAUGGCGCUUCAGCCUCAUCACGACCAGAUGUCAGCAGGAUCCUCGCCGAAGCAAGGGCAAAGGCAGAGGCUGCAAAAGCCAGACUUCAGGGGGCAAGAGGUGGGGCAUCUGCCUCAGUGGCCCCCGGGACAAGUGCUACGACUCCAGCCGCUGGGAGUGCACAAGAUAGACUGGCUCAGAUGAGGGCCAGGGUCGCGGCCGCAACGGGUAGAGCAAGCGCCAUGGCACAGCAAAACCCUGGCACCGCAACGCAAAGUUACACUCCAACAGCCUUUGAUGAUGGAAUGGUGCGAGCUCGAGGUGGUUUAGACGUUGGUCUACAUCCAGCAUUAAUGGGAGAGUCUUCGUCGCAAGGCCCGAGAUCAGGCAAAGGACAAAGUCUUCCACAGAAGCUUGCUACCACAGUCGGCAGUCAACGGACGGGAUCGCCAGCACCAGCGGCCAAGAAAGCCCGACUUGACCUUUCGGCUCCUUCUCUAGAGGAGAUCAAAUCCAACCCCUACUAUGACGCCAGCCUAAGUUCCAAAAAUGCCAUUCCAAAAGGGCGACAUUCACGACAGUUGGUCUUCAAUCAAAAGGGGAAAUACAUCCAACAAGCUCUAGCACUUAAGCGACAAGCCCAGCUUGAGGCAAUGAAGAAAGGGAUAGCGGAGCGAGCCCGCAAAGCUGGUAUCGAAGAAGAGCUUGAUGCGGAAAAAGCAUUUAUAGUUUCGGCACCGCCUGCUUUGGAGUGGUGGGACGAGGGGCUUGUGAGUGGCGACUCUUACGAUGCCAUGGCAGAUCCAGCAAACAUCAAGAUUGAUACAGACGAUUCUAUCAUUACCAUCUAUAUCCAGCAUCCUGUACUGCUCGAGCCACCACAAGAGAAGAUCGUGCCUGCUCCAAAACCCAUGUUCCUCACUUCGAAAGAGCAGGCGAAGCUUCGGCGCCAGCGGCGUAUGGCCGAUCUGAAAGAGCAGCAGGCCAAGAUUCGGCUUGGUUUGGAGCCCGCUCCUCCGCCAAAAGUCAAAAGGAGCAAUAUGAUGCUGGUCUUGGGUGAAGAAGCUGUAAAGGAUCCAACAGCUGUGGAAGCUCGUGUCAAUCGCGAGAUUGCAGAAAGAAAGGCCAAGCAUGACAUGACUAAUGAAGAACGCAAACUGACUGACGAGCAACGGCACGAGAAGCUAGCUACCAAGCAGCAGGAGGAUGCGGCUAAGGGGAUCUUCACCAACGUCUAUCGGAUUGACAGUCUCGCAAAUGGUCGCCAUCGCUACAAGAUUGCGGUCAACGCCGAGCAAAAUGCUUUGACUGGCGUAUGCAUCAUGCAUCCGAAGAUGAAUUUGGUUGUUGUAGAAGGAGGGGCACAUUCUAUCAGAUCCUACAAGAAGCUAAUGAUGCACCGGAUUGAUUGGACUGAAAAUGCCGGCCCCAGCAGUGUACGAGAGGGCAACAAAGAGGCGCUCGCGAAAUGGCUAGAGGCGGAGGACGAGAAAGGUGAAUUAAAAGACCUGAGCUUGAAUUCGUGUCAAUUGGUCUUCGAGGGAGAAGAGAAGCAACAAGGUUUCCGAAAGUGGCUCGGGGCUAGGGUAUGCGAAUCAGAUGCACAAGCCAAGGACAUUCUGGGCAGGGCAAAGAUGGAAAGCUUCUGGAAUUUGGCCAAGAGCAUGAAGAAGGCUGAUUGA